Klebsormidium nitens is the source of this 1717-nucleotide messenger RNA. The record is from the annotation of a GenBank genome assembly. Lineage: Eukaryota; Viridiplantae; Streptophyta; Klebsormidiophyceae; Klebsormidiales; Klebsormidiaceae.
CAAAGAAGCUUCUCCCUCAUCAAAAAACAAAGAAGCUGCUCAAUCCAACCCCUCAAGAAGGGCGCUCUUUUCUAAAAUUCUUCGGCCUUCUUUGCUGAGGAACAGAUCUGCUGAGGUGCAUAGAUCCAGCUAUCAAACAUGGCUUUGCGCCAAGCGGGGGCGGCCCUGAAGUCCCUCGUUCCAUCGGUCAGGCUCGGAAGUGCUUCGCUGCUCUCGCAUCGGGGAUUCUCUGCCGCCGCUGCAGAACAAGAGACAUACACAGCCACACUUUUCCCUGGAGAUGGGAUUGGGCCGGAGAUUGCAGAAGCGGUGAAGCAGGUGUUCUCUGCGGCGGGCGCCCCGAUCGAGUGGGAAGAGCACUAUGUCGGCAAAGAGGUCGACCCGCGCACAGGCAGCUUCAUCACCAAAGAGAGCAUGGAGUCCGUGCUCCGCAACAAGAUAGGGCUGAAAGGCCCGAUGGCGACGCCCAUCGGAAAGGGCCACAAAUCGCUCAAUCUGACGCUGCGGAAGGAACUGGGGCUGUAUGCGAACGUCCGGCCGUGCCUCAGUUUGCCGGGGUACAAGACGCGGUAUGACAACGUGGAUCUAGUGACGAUUCGGGAGAACACGGAGGGGGAGUACAGCGGGCUAGAGCACCAGGUCAUUCCGGGAGUGGUGGAGAGCCUGAAGAUCAUCACGCGCGCCGCAAGCAUGCGUGUAGCGGAGUAUGCUUUUGAGUAUGCGGCUACCAACAACCGGGAGCGCGUGUCUGCCAUCCACAAGGCGAACAUCAUGCGCAUGAGCGACGGCCUAUUCUUGCAGUGCUGCCGGGAGGUGUCGGAGAAGUACCCGGAGAUCGCUUACGAGGAGGUCAUCAUCGACAACUGCUGCAUGAUGCUCGUCAAGAACCCCGGCCUCUUCGAUGUGCUGGUUAUGCCCAACCUGUACGGUGACAUCAUCAGUGACCUGUGCGCGGGUCUUAUCGGUGGCCUCGGACUGACCCCCAGCGGCAACAUCGGUAAGGACGGCUUGGCGCUCAUGGAGGCUGUCCACGGCACUGCGCCGGACAUUGCCGGACAGAAUAAGGCAAACCCGACCGCUCUUCUGCUGAGCGGCGUCAUGAUGUUGAAGCACAUGGGGCUGGACAAGUACGCGGACCGGAUCCAUGCAUCGGUGCUCAAGACGAUCGGGGAGGGGAAGUACCGCACUGGAGAUCUAGGCGGCAAGUCGACGACAACCGAGUACACGAAAGCGCUGAUCGGAAACUUGGAAGAGGAUCCCGAGUCGCCCGGGAUGGGAAGUCCGUGAAAGCGGCCCACAUAGCAGCGCAAGUUCCACUAUAGGGCGUUGGAAGGGGUAUAGCGAACUUGCCAACGGUGCUCUAAUGAUGGACGAAGAACGGUUUGCAAACGGGUUGUGCACCCUGGAGGUGCUACCAAAUUGUGCAUACCUGCUUCCUUAUUAUUCUACACUUCUGUACAGAUGGUUCAAGAUUGGUUUACUCUUAGAGUAGUCUGCAGAUUCAGUGACGCGCCUGAUUGAUAUAUGAAUCCGAUAAGCAUUUCCAGACCACGAACCUGCUACAAGAAGGUGACAGAAGGUGUUUGCACUUGUGUCAGGCCGCACUUCUGUGUGAGCCUGAGCACCCCUCGCCGGCCAAACAGAAUCAGUGCCUGCCAAGGUUUGUCGCUGGGCCAUUGGGCCAUUAAGAAUUCGGCUCUGACACAAGAUCUGUCCA